Messenger RNA from Cercocebus atys (sooty mangabey), 3536 nucleotides. It is a transcript of the gene DRAM1, whose product is annotated as DNA-damage regulated autophagy modulator 1. Lineage: Eukaryota; Metazoa; Chordata; Mammalia; Primates; Cercopithecidae. The record is from RefSeq and is a predicted model, not a curated record. Gene Ontology annotation, biological process: regulation of autophagy. Gene Ontology annotation, cellular component: lysosome.
AGCGCGGUAGGGCCAGGGUGGGAAGGCCAGAGUGGGCGUCCCAGCCAGUGACCCCAGGCCGCCCGCCCGCGCCCAACCCAGCUCCAGCCGAGUGUCCGAACCAAAAGCGAAAGGAACCCGACCCCCGCGUCCUCUCUGGCGGCUCCGGCGUCGCGUCCGCUGGGAGGUCGCCGCGCGCCUCCGACCCUGCCGGGCAGCUUUGUGACUUCACUCGUUUCGCAACAAGCCCGGGCCGCCCGCGCCCCACCCACUCUGGCCCGGCAGCCUCGCCGCCCGCCACCUCGCUCCGCUUCUCGUGCUUCCCCUCCCUCCGGGGCUGGGCCUGUCCCGGCCGUCGCGGAGCCUCCCCUCCCACCGUCCGUGACCGUCCGCGCCCGGCCGCCGCCUCCAGGCAGCCCGGAGCAACCCGGCGCCUGGCCUGGCUGGGCGCAGCACUCUGUUGGCGGCGGCGGCGCGAUGCUGUGCUUCCUGAGGGGAAUGGCUUUCGUCCCCUUCCUCUUGGUGACCUGGUCGUCAGCCGCCUUCAUCAUCUCCUACGUGGUCGCCGUGCUCUCCGGGCACGUCAACCCCUUCCUCCCCUACAUCAGUGACACAGGAACAACACCUCCAGAGAGUGGUAUCUUUGGAUUUAUGAUAAACUUCUCUGCAUUUCUUGGUGCAGCCACGAUGUAUACAAGAUAUAAAAUAGUAGAGAAGCAAAAUCAAACCUGCUAUUUCAGCACUCCUGUUUUUAACUUGGUGUCUUUAGUCCUUGGAUUGGUGGGAUGUUUCGGAAUGGGCAUUGUCGCCAAUUUUCAGGAGUUAGCUGUGCCAGUGGUUCAUGACGGGGGCGCCCUUUUGGCCUUUGUCUGUGGUGUCGUGUACACGCUCCUACAGUCCAUCAUCUCUUACAAAUCGUGUCCCCAGUGGAACAGUCUCUCGACAUGCCACAUACGGAUGGCCAUCUCUGCCGUUUCUUGUGCAGCUGUCGUCCCCAUGAUUGUCUGUGCUUCACUAAUUUCCAUAACCAAGCUGGAGUAUCCAAGAGAAAAGGAUUAUGUAUAUCACGUAGUGAGUGCGAUCUGUGAAUGGACAGUGGCCUUUGGUUUUAUUUUCUACUUCCUAACUUUCAUCCAAGAUUUCCAGAGUGUCACCCUAAGGAUAUCCACAGAAAUCAAUGGUGAUCUUUGAAGAAAGAAGAAUUUGAUCUCACUCAGUGAAUGUUGCAGGACAUUUCUAGAAGUGCUACAGAGGACAGACAGGGUUUUGAGGCCGCCCUGAUUAUUGGGAUGCAUCUGCAGCACAUCCAGGACUUGAAUUUCGUUAAGAGUUCCUAAUAGUUGUACUGUUUCUAAAGAUGUGUUUCCUAGAGAAUGUACAGCCUUACGACACUGUAGUGAUGUUUUUAUAAUUUUCUAAGUAGAUUUUUUUAUAUUAACAAAUUCAUAUACAGAAAAAAUAAGGUAUUACAAAAAAAUGGAGAGCUCUUAUUUUUGUACAGAUUCUGUCGUUUUUUUUAAUUUGUGUGCGAUUUAUGGAAAUACAUUAAAUGAGUAAUUUAGGUUCAGUACAUUUGUUACAAAGUGAAAUCAGGGGAUAUUCAUUUGUAAAUUUUAUUCUUAAUGAAUGAACUGUAUAAUUUUUUUAUCACAAGAACAUUUAUAAAAUUCAAUUUAUAAAGAUCAUAUACCCAAAUCAUAAAAAUUUAGUUAAUACAUUAACACUAAGAUACUGAUUUUUAGCCGAACUAAGCAAAGUGCUUCAACUGAGAGGCCUUUAUACCACCAUGUACAGUAACUCUAAGUGAAUAUGGAAGACCUUGGUUUUGAAAUUCUGCCACCCACCUUGUUUCUCCCUGCUCAUGAGGCCGCACCUUUUGCUCUUGCUGCUAACUGGCCAUUCGUAGUGAGUGUAAUUACAGGUGGAAUGGUUUCAGUAAGUCAGGUGAAAGCCACCCUUUAUUGUUUUUGGCACAACUUGAUAUGUAGUCUGACUCAGAACUGAAACUCACAUCUCAAAUUCAUUUCAUGCCAGUAAAUGUGGCAAAGAGAACAAAGGCCCAAGAGCGAGACAAGGAGAAAGGAGAAAGGGGCAGCCAAGAAGAACUUCUGGGUGAGGGUGCUAUUUAUAUGCUCCUCCUUUUCAUGCCUGUGACUGGAUGUCCCUCAACACUAUAGGAAAUAUGAGUCAAGCCCAUUGUAUUAAGCAAGAACUACAGACUCCGUCUUUUCACCCAAAUCAUGAAUGGCCAAUAAAAAGCAAGUUAUUCCAGAGGAGGAAGCAGCCCUUGAAAUGUUACGGCUUAGGCCUGAAAGGUGAAGAGCAGGAAUUCUGUCUUUCAAAGACCCUAGAGCAUAAACCCAUGUGUGGCCAAGUGGGAUCAGCCCUCAAGGGCACAUGCCAAGGGCAGAGCAGCCCAUGUAAACAGCUUCAGAGGGCAUGGGGGUGUAGGAGUUGGGGGUAGCUCCUCAUUAACUAUUUGUUGGGUGAGUAUAGGGGUGAGGCUCAGUGGCAGUCAGGUACCUCUGCAAUGGCAAGCUGUCUCCCCUCUACGUGUUUAGCAUAUGUUGUUAGAACACGUCCCGCACCCCUACCACUGCCAUGUAGGCCCUUUAAUAAGGCUGAGUAGAGAAAUCUGGCAAUAAAAGGCAAACAUAAGGAUGCUUUCUUUAAGAUGCACCAUAAAUGGUUUUCUUUAAGUGAAUGGAAGAGUUUGACAGAGAAACACCUUUGUAAGCAAACAUUAAGAAUGCUGGCUGGGUGUGGUGGCUCACACCUGUAAUCCCAGCACUUUGGGAGGGCCAGGCAAGAGGAUCGCUUGAGCCUGGGACUUUGAGUCCAGACUGGGAAACGUGGCAAAAUCCCUACAACAAAAAUACAAAAAUUAGCCAGGUGUGGUGGCAUGUGCCUGGAGUCCCAGUUACUUGGGAGGCUGAGGUGGGAGGAUCACCGGAGCCCAGGAGGUUGAGGCUGCAGUGAGCCAUGUCAGUGCACUCCAGUCUGGGCAACAGAGCAAGACCCUGUCUCAAAUAAAUAAAUAAAUAAAUAGAAUGCUAAUCAUUUCUGGGUUCACUGUGACUUGUUGUAAUGCUGGGGAUCUCCUUUGUAACACUGGAACUGAAAGACAGUGACGAACGCUAUGUCAAGCAUUCAUUAUUCUGAAGAGGAAUAGAAAUGCCACAUACCUUUCCCAUGGGACCUGUGGUGGAAUGAAUCCAUGGUUCUGCCUCACUUCGAGCAGACUUGUUCUCAGUACUCCUCACGAUGGAUAUUCAUGCUUCAUUUUCACAUCUCUCUGCACAAUUAGAUUGGGAGCUCCUUGAGGGCAGAGUGUGCCUUGAUCUUUAUCUUUGUAAUGCCACAAUGAACACAGUGCCUCCUGGUACACUGUAGGUGCUUAAGAAAUACUCACUGAAUGCAUGCAUGCAUGAACGAAUGAAUGAAUGAAUGAAGGAAGGAAUGACUAAGGAUGUUUGUAGUGCUAUAAUAUAGAAUGGGAUUUACUCUGCUUUACUAGUUAGUUUCUUAAUAAACAAAUAGUCUGCAUCGCCUGGUAA